AUGGCCACGGUGAGACUGCGAGAUGAGGGCGCACAGCCGUCGGGCGGGCUGCGGAAGCUCAUUGCCGCUCCAGCGGGGCCCUGCCGGCGCAGGACAGGCUCGGGGCAGGUGGCGGGGAGGCCACGGCCGGCCGGUUCCGCCGGGACAGAGCCCGGCCCGCUGGCGGCGGCGAGGCAGCGCGGAGCGGUGCCGCCGUCGGGCUGGGCAGAGGCGGGCCGCGGGGAGGGCGGCGCGGCCGCAGCUACGCUACCGGGGCACAGUCGCUACCUCGCAAGCGGUGCGAAACGCCGCGAGCGGAACGCUUGUCCCGCCGUGUCCCGCGAGCCUCCGCGCCCUGGCCGGCACCUCCUCCAGCACGUCUUCAGCAGAGGCGUAAUUGGAGCAGCGCGGGUUCGCCUCCCGCCGUCGUUUUCGGGGACCCCCGGGGCAGGGGACGGCGCUGAGGCAGCCGCAGGGAGGUAUCGCCCCGGCGGCGAGCACGGGCCGUGCGCGACGGGACUACCGGGGCCAGCCGACUUUUUCGCGGGAGAGCAAGUUACGCUAGAGCGCCCUUCAGAGAGAGACAUCCAGCCGCACGCAUUUGCGCUACGGUGCAGUCUGAAAUUAAGAAGGCCAUGGGCUAAUGCCCUCUCGUUAAAACCACCCUUAUUCUCCGCGUUCAGCAUUUUCUUCGUGCUGUGCCUUGCUGUCAGAUAUUUAAGAGAUCUCUCCUGCGUGUAACUGAUUAGCACUCUCCCCCACACACAUCCUCUCAUCACUUGUGUGAGAAAGGAAUCAGAAACAGGCGCAGUCCCCCCGUCGGAGAGUCCCGCGGGAGUCCUCCGCUCCUCCUCGCUCUGCGCACGGAAGCCUGCGCUCCCUCCCGGCGCUAUCCAGUGCUCGGCUCCGUUCGCAGCCUCAACAGGAAAAGGCCGGGGCCACCCGGCCCGGCCCAACCACUACGGACUGCCUGCCCCAGCAGGUUCCCCUCCUGUCCCGUCUCUCCCUGCUGACAGCCCGUCGACGAACCCGCCGCCCCCGAGGUGCUUCCGCAGGUCCCCACGCGUGGAUCCCGCGGGGCGCUGAGCGGCGCGAUUAAAGCACCAUCCGAGCUGUGCAUCCCUCUGAUGUGCAUGGAACACCAGGGAGACGAGGGCAUGCAAAAGCUGGCGAUUCACUAAACUCUGUGUGUCUACGUACUUUCAUCUUCUCAAAAAUGAUGCUAUGCUAGGAAUGCUCACUAAAAUAAUGAGGGUACGUAACUGUGAAAUGAUGAAGUUUAGACUGGACUUUGGAAAGGUAGGGGACAAAAGGUAGGCGAAGCACGGAUGGAGUCCGGAUAGCCAAGCCCGUGCUCUGUCUGCGUCCAUCCCCACGUACACACUAGCAUUUCUGACCUCUUCUCGGAAAGAACUCCUCUCCAACAAGCUCGGCAAACACACUCCCUUAUUGCGAAGCGCCCCCGGCCACAGCAAUACCCAGGCUCCGCUACCUGUUUCCGCAAGGCGCGUUAUCCUCCUGUCCCUCCGUGGCUCCUGAACUGCCGGGGCCGCCGACCCAGCCAACCUCGGGACGGAGGACUCGGCCCGCGGCUCCGCGCAGCCCUCGGGGCGGCCCUGGGCGAGCUCCCCGAGCCCCGCACGCCAGCGCGGGAGCGGCGGGUCCGCGGCAGCGGCGGGGACCGAGGAUGGGGACGGGGGGGCUGCCGCAGGGAACUGGGCGGGGGGCGCGCCAGUGCAUCCGCGGCUUUCCGCACCGCCCUCUCGUCGCCUGGCGGAGCCAGGCACCGAAAACAAGAAACACUGAGAAAUCUCCCGUACACUCUAUUUUUCCUCCAGACACACUAUUUAUGAAUUACUGCUGCACGUUUGCUAUUCCCGCGGGGAACAACGCUCGUAUUGAUUUUGUUGGUUCCGACUGCUAUAUUUGUCUUGGAGAAAAGGUGUACGCAUACAGAAAAUGUGUUAUUUUAUCGAAAUCUAAUAUGCAGCCGUCCGCGAAACGCGCACAAACACUCUGAAAUAACGAGAGGAAAGGACCGACACGCAACAAAGGGCGCUGCUCCGGCCCUCCAGCGGGGCAGGUCUCGUUGCACGCCGGCCCUACCCAGGGCUCUCUAUCCAAUUUCCUCCACGGCACAUUUAUUUGGAGGCCUCCAGAGCAGACGCUCGUUUUCUGUCGCGCCGUCUAGAACAGACAAUAGCUCUAAUGCCGUACCUCUGAUGGUCACGGACGGAGAGAGCCGCGGAGAG
Oxyura jamaicensis (ruddy duck) is the source of this 2231-nucleotide messenger RNA. Its product is annotated as collagen alpha-1(I) chain-like. The transcript is spliced from 3 exons. The record is from RefSeq and is a predicted model, not a curated record. NCBI's taxonomy places the organism in Eukaryota, Metazoa, Chordata, Aves, Anseriformes, Anatidae. Bases 1 to 720 code for a protein of 239 amino acids.